GCAAGCAAACCCACCCUCGUCCUCGUCGUAUCUCAGAUCUCGUCCUCACCACAUCACACUGUACCCUUCUCAUUGCCGCUGCAGCCAGAUCUAGAGCGGCUGCAAAAGCGGCGAUUGUGGGCGCGACAUUGCCCCCGGCCAUGGUGAACUUGGCGGAGCCGUUGCCUGCGGCUUUCCCAUCGGAUCUCACCAAGGAAGGUGGCACUAGGGAGGCGGGCCACGGGGCCGCGGAGGUAGAUCCAACGCCGUCGAGUGCCCACCGAGGGAGGCUGAUGUCGCUGCCAUCGAUGCUCAAGCCCUGGGGGAGCCAACGACGGCUGCGGUGCGUUCCCGUUAACCGCCAUGGUGAAACCAUCGCCCCGGACACGGGGUCCUCCUCGAAUCAGCAAUAUGAGGUCAGCGAGAGGCUACAGCUUGGCCUUGGCGAGGUGGCAGAGGCAUCGGGCACCAGCAACCCCGCAGUCAACAAGUACCCUGAGGUCACCGAGGCGGUUUCUCCACAGCCGUUGAAGGCACGCCCUGGCCGCCCGCGUCGCCUUGCUAUGCCAUCCCUCGUGGCCACGACCGCCGUGAGUGCGUCGCAGCAGGCGUUCGAGCGUGAGCGGCGGUCGGUCCGCGCGGAUGCGCUCAAGAGGCCGCGAUUCUCCGUAUCACUCUCCACGGAGGAGAUUGAGGAAGACAUCUACGGCCUCACCGGUGCACUCCCGCGUAGCCGCCCUCGCCGUCGGCCCCGCAAAGUGCAAAAGCAGCUCGAUCUGCUAUUUCCCGGCGCGCGGUUAUCGCAGAUCAACGUGGAGUCCUACCGGGUGCCGGACAAUCGCUGACCCUGUCAACUCAAUAAGCGCCUCCACCCAACAGUAAGCAAGCAAAGUGAAUUCGCAGAUCACAAUUCACAUCCAAUUCGGUGCUGCCAUUGUUAGCUACAUAAUCCAUUGAUUAAUUGUUCCGAAGAGUCAGAGUUGGUAUGUAUGGAUCCCACCAGGAAACUAGUUGUAAGCAGCAAGUGAUGACUUGUUAGUGAUUUUUAAUUUUGAGUUGUACUCAGUGAUAUUCAUUUCCAUAAUAGCACCAGUGGUUGUUCGUUACUUUGGUAUCAUCAGCAAUUGGAAGGACGUAAUGUGGUGUACUAGUAA
Aegilops tauschii subsp. strangulata is the source of this 1133-nucleotide messenger RNA. The record is from RefSeq and is a predicted model, not a curated record. Lineage: Eukaryota; Viridiplantae; Streptophyta; Magnoliopsida; Poales; Poaceae.